UGUGUGGGGUAAAUUUAGUAAUGUUUUCCUAAAUAUUUAUUAAAAAAUGUGCAAAAUUUGAAAGUGAACAAAAAUUUUAUUGUGUAAUUUUAUGUGAAACAAUAAUGGUGUAUUUAUAGUGUAUUGUUUUAAGUGAAUUUUCUAAGUUUUUUGAGUGUUAUCAAUAUGCUUAAUAACCUUACGAUAAUUAGAAUAACAUGGGAUCUAGAAUCAGGGAUAAUGUGAGACAUUUUUUUGAAUGUUUUUGUGAAAUCGUCCCAAAGAAAGGAUUUAAAGAACCAUGGAUUAUACAAAAGUUCCCAGAAUCGUAUAAAGAUGAAGAAAUAUUGAAAUCAGUUACAUCAUUUGCAUAUCCAUGUGAAUUUGAAAAUGCCUCCGUACAACAUUAUUCAUUUGUAUUAACAAAUAUUGAUUCCAAAUGGACAUUUGGAUUUUGUCGGCAUGAUCCAUAUACUGAAACUGCAUUAGUUGUUUUAACAUUUUUACCAUGGCAUGGUGCAUUUCGCAAGUUCCUAGACAAUAUUGCUGGAUUAACAAACAGUCCGAAAUCAGAAGAAUUAUGGGAUUUUUUAAAUGCUGCAUACAACAGUCGUGUACCAGAUCCUGGUAUGACGUAUCAUGUGACUUACAAUCAAGGAAAAAGUACAUUCACAUGCCAAUCUCCAUGUCAAUUUCAACUUCCUAGUAUACCAGAAAAUAGAAAUUUAACAGAAUAUUAUAAUGCAGUUGAUAGUCAUAAUAUGAUGGUAAUAUUUGCGUCGAUGUUAUACGAACGACGUAUCAUAUUUACAUCAAAAAAAUUAGAUCGUUUAAGUAGUUGUGUACAAUCAGCGAAUGAUAUUAUUUAUCCAAUGAUAUGGCAACAUAUAUUUAUACCAGUGUUGCCAAUGCAAUUAAAAGAUUAUUUAUUAGCACCAAUGCCAUUUUUAAUUGGUGUACCUGAACCAGUAUUUAAGCAAGUACGUAGAGUCGAUGUUGGUGAAGUAGUAAUAUUAGAUGCGGAUAAUAAUACAGUGGAAACACCAUUUGAUGAUUUAGAAAGUCUUCCACAAGAAAUAGUAACAACAUUAAAACGCACAUUACGUAAUCGUGCAGCAUUACUUGGUGAUGGUGUAUCACGUGCAUUUUUACGUGCAUUAGUACAAUUAAUUGGUGGUUAUCGGGAUGCUGUACGAUUUUCACCUGGACAAAAAAUUACAUUUAAUCCAGAUGCAUUUGUUGAAUCCCGAUCAACAUCAAUGCAAGCAUUCCUUAAAAAAAUGUUACAAUUACAAAUUUUUCAACAGUUCAUCGAAGAACGUUUACAAAUGUUAAACUCAGGUUUAGGAUUUUCUGAUGAAUUCGAGAAAGAAGCGUGUAAAUACUCCGAAAAAUCUAGUUCAAAAUUUAAACAACAGUAUAAAGAAUUUAUUAAAAGUGUUAAAGAUAAGGCUAAUCCUGCAAUGAAAUCAGCCGUUAAAUCUGUAAGAAGUCAAGUAAAAGAAGGUGGUAAAGGUAUGAAAAGUGCAUAUAAAGGUUUACGAUCGAAAUUUCGUGAUAAUCAAAGUCCAGACGAAAUGACACCAGGUGAUGAAUUACCAUAUUCAAGAGCAACAAAUGAAAAACCAAGGUCAGCACCAAAUUCACCAAAUACAUCACGUCGAAAACCAAUCGCAAAAACUACAUAUCGACGUGUCCAAAAAACAACUAGCGAAUUAAGAAGUCCAAAUUAUACUCCACUAAGUCCUCCAUCAAAUCCUGGUUCACCAGAUUCACCGGAAUUGGAUCAUGUGGAUCAUGGCCAUAAUUUUACUCAUAGUUUGCAAUUAUCCCCAAUUAAUAUGGAUUUGUUACAUGAAAUGCAGGAUGUUUUGUACAAACGACAUAUUUAUAAUGAGAAUGAUGGCGAAAAUACACCACCAGUAGAUCGAUCUCUAAAACCUGUGCGCAGUUUAGAAAGCUUCAAACAAGAUAAAACAAUGACAGAUUAUUGGUGGGGUAGUGGUUUGGAUACCACAAAUCCAACAACAACAUCAACAAAUCCAACAUCAACGUCGACAGUUCUUAGUGGUGGCGGUAGUAGUACAUCACCGUUUCGUGGUGCUGGUGCAGCAAUACGGCCUAAUCGUUAUUUCCCUGAAUCAGAUUCAAUAUCACAAAAUUUACUUGAUUCAUUUGAAUCACCAAAUUCAUUUGAUUCAUCAUCGUUAUUAAAGUUAUCAAAUAAUUCAAAAUGUAAUUCACCAAAUUUAUUUGAUGAUAGUAACGAUGAUGUAUUUGGUGGUGUAAAUGAUACACCCCCACCGCCACCACCAGUACCAACACGAAAAUCAUCAAAGGAUUUAUUCGGUGCUACACCAUUUGUGGUGAGUGGUUGUAAAAGUGAGAAUGGGGAUCCUGUAUUUUUAGUUGCUUCCCCACACACAGUAGAUAUGGUCAAAAUAUCCCCACCACCGUCAAUGUCAUUUACAUCUGCAGCUAAUAAGAAUAAGGAUUCUAAUAAUGAUUUAAUUCGUUUGGAUUCAACACCCAGUGAUAGUAUAGAUGAUUUUGAUCCAUUACUAUCAUCCGAUCGUCAUAAAUCAUCAUCAAAAAAUGCAAUAAAUCAACAACAACAACGAAUUCCACCAGCCACAGUUGAAAAAGGUUUAUCAAAUCCUCUGUACACGUAUUUCGUACCGCCAUUAUUAAAUUCAUCGUCGUCCAGUUGUACAUCAGCAACAUCAUCCCCGUACCAUCAAACUAAUAAUAAUAUAAAUAAUAAUAAAAUGUCAAAUAAUGAUCAAGAUUUAUUAAAUGAAUACGGCCUUGAUUUUAAAAAAUUUAGUUUAAACUCGUUACAAAAUGGUGGUGAAACAAAAUUACGUGACCCUUUUGACCCGUUCGAUAAUACAAAUUCAACGUCAGAAACAAAUAGAUCAUCAUCAUCAUCACAAACGAAACAAUGGACUAAAUUUGAAUAAAUGUUUUUUUUUAAAUGUUUGGUUUUAGUAUUUAUUCAAACAUAUCACGUGAUGAAUGUGGCUUGUUAAAAAAAAGUACCUUGCUUGAAUCUGGCUGUUCUGUUUCAUCUUUUUAAUGUAUUCACUGAUUUAUUCAUUGUCAUUGUUCGAUAUUUUAAUUGGAAUUCAAAUCGUAAUAUACUGCAAAAUGGAAGCAGAAUACAAUAAGAGUCCAGUCACGAUCGCGGGAGAGCAAGUUGUAAUUGAUGCAGCAUGAUUAUUCAAUUAUCUAAGAAUUAUAAAUAUUUGAAAUUUAACAUACCAUUUUUAGUCAAAAACUUGUUGAUGUUUCCUUAAUUUACCGAAUCAAGGAAUGACUACAUGCAAGCCCAUUUUGAUUACUGGAACUUUGUGCAGGGCAUGCGACAAACAAAACUAUGUAUACCCACAGCUAAGCCAUUCGACUUUGCUCGCAUGAAAUUUACUAUAGCACAAUUGAGAAGAGCGGUGGGACUCUUGACAGGGAUCUGUCGAUUGAACUACUAUCUUCAGAACAGGGGGUUCUCUGAUAAUCCCAUUUGUAGGGAAAAUUAACAUAUGAAUUAAAAUUUUGUCAAUGAAUAAAAGUGAAUACAUUAUCGCUAUUUCAUACCAUUAGAUAAACAGAUCUUUGAAAAUUUGCCAAAAAUAAAAUUAAUUUCUGGUGAAAAAAAAGUAUUUAAUUAACUGUAAUUAAUUAGCAUGGAAAAUCA
This is a messenger RNA of Chrysoperla carnea, 3673 nucleotides long. RefSeq names its product DENN domain-containing protein 1A-like. The record is from RefSeq and is a predicted model, not a curated record. Lineage: Eukaryota; Metazoa; Arthropoda; Insecta; Neuroptera; Chrysopidae. Gene Ontology annotation, molecular function: guanyl-nucleotide exchange factor activity; phosphatidylinositol phosphate binding. Gene Ontology annotation, cellular component: intracellular membrane-bounded organelle; cytosol. The coding region runs from base 198 to 2942 and encodes 914 amino acids. The transcript has 13 exons. Gene Ontology annotation, biological process: endocytic recycling; endocytosis.